ACCCGCUUUCAUACGGCUGUUUAAAAAUGGCCGCUCCGUGCGGUUCAAUCGGAGCUACUGAUCAACACGAGCAUUUAGUAACCCUGUAAUUCAGUUAUGUGACCGCGCAUACCUCUAGAUUCGCACCUGUAGUGCGGCGCGUCUUCAGCACGUUUGUGCCAGUGCGUGUGUUUCUUUCGUGAUGUGCGCGAUACGACAGUCGUGUGCCAUGUCUGUUUCGACGCCGGCUAGGAUUACGAGCGCUUGGCUUAGGCUUAAUCCGUCUCCGACGCUUCUUCGGAUUAAGCCAGCACAACCGAAGCUCUGUGAUGUGCCACGGCAGGGACGUUAGACGGCACGCAUUCGCCCAAACUUUGAGCCGUUCGAAGCCUCGAUGGUGUAGACAACCGAGGCAUGGCUGAACUUCAGGUCACCCUGGAGUUCUUCAUCGAGCUCUUCAAGUUCAGCAAUGUCGACCUUUUCCAGCGAGGGUACUAUCAAAUCCGGACGGCUCUCAAGGUGCCCCAGAGGCUUCCGGCCAGAGUUGAAGUCCAACUGCCAAAAAGCACAGUGAUUCAAAGUUAUGCUCUGCCCAUAGUUUUUCCUCCCUGCGUUGUCAAUGGCACGGCCGUCAGCAAGACCUUUCAGAUCCUCUACAAGAAUGAAGAAGUGUUUCUGCACGACACCGUUUUGUUCAAGGUCCACGCACUUGUUGACGCGCACAAGGUCCGGGAUAUGCUGUCAAAGGCUGACUUCCAGCUUUCUGUCGAGCUUUGGUUCACGGACCAGAACUUUGGCCCUGACCACCACAAAACCAUCCAGUGCGUGAGCUCGCGACUACUGACUUUGCACAUGGAUCCCAGCCGUGGUCUUCAUCAUCAUAUUCCAGUUUUGUUCGACUAUUUCCACCUGUCGGCGGUUUCCGUCACCAUCCAUGCUUCGUUGCUGGCUGUGUACCAACCUUACAUCAGGAGGAGUGCUGUCUUGACACCGUCUCAUCCAGGCGUUACCAGGACAGGAAGAGCGCAGUGGUUUACGGGCAGCCCGAGGCUCGCCUCUCGAAAGUCGAUGUCGUCUAGUCUGGAGAGUGUCUUCUUUGGGCCACAGACGAGCGGAAGCGGGGGACGGCUCCUGGCGCGUCUACAGCGAGCCUGCAUGGUGCACUGGGAGCUGUGCUCGCUCCUGCUCACGGCCUACGGAAGCCUGCAGCGUCGAAUGGUCGAGUUCAUGCGCCUCCUGCCACCGUGGCAGCACCUGCGACGAGUUGUGGAAGACUCUUUACACCUUUCCUCUUGUCUAGAAGGUCUCAGCAACGUGGCAAAGGACUGUUUUCACCACAUUAAGGCCCGGGAUGUCUCCCCUCCGGAGUGGGACAAAGUCUUUGCUCACAUCACGCAAGCGGAGAACGAGGAGGACUUUGUGGCAGUGGCACACAGUGACGUGGCGCAGCUCUGCGGUGCACUGAUUGUGCUCUGGAAGCAGUUCCUCGAAGUGGUCGCUGACCAAGACAGAGUACGCCAACAGCUAGCCCGCCAGCGCCACCUUCAGCGCGUCAAGCGUUUCGCUGAGGCCUACUUCGUCAUCGAGCGACCGCGCAUUGCCGUCCUGUCGGCCAAUGAUGCCAGCACACAGCUCUUCUUUGAGGUGACGGAGGCGCUGCGGCGAUCCGAAUACCUUGCCCUUCUUCCUCCGUUGGAAGUGGAGUGUGCCGAGUUGGACGGCGAUAGCAACAAUCUGCCCAUCAUAUACGAGGAACACUACCAGGAUUUCAAGACAACACCCCAAGGCUGCGCAUCCCAGUCCUGUCUGAACCUCAGCGACAUCUCGAUUCAGUUCGACGACAGGCGUCCCUCAGCAUCUGCUGUCAGCACUAUGAAGCUGUCGGAGAAGGCUGCAGUGGCCUCCAAGUUGCUGGGUGAGAAACUCGCGCCACUGCGACACGGCUCGCCGACACUCUCCGCCGAUGCCGACCUGGGUUCUCCCACCUCCACGUCAUCAACUUCGUCCGCCGAUGCCCAAGACGGUGCCACCCGCUCUGGCAAAGGAAGCACUUCCUCGUCACGAGGCAAAGUGAAGUUAAAAGCACGCACUGCCAGCCUGCUCCGCCAGCUGAAACGACCGCACCUCAACAACUCGUCCGUCACGCUGCUUGCGUUCAAGAGACUCGACGCACUUCGUAGUCGGGCCGCCGAAAACGGCGGAACGGCUUCCGGCUCGCAGAUGAAGCACUCGCAGAGUUCCGUCGCGGUUACAUCGGCGAACCUGUCUCUUCCGCGGAGCGUCGCAACGCCUUCGCAGUCCCACCUCCUCAACAGCGAGUCGAUGCCCGACCUGACGACCCAGUUGGCGGUGGCACCAACUCAAGCGGCGCCACAGGCCGUGCCUCCGGCGCCUCCACCGCCGAGGUCACGAGUUGCAAGCGACAGUCUCAAUGCCAACUUCGACGCGCUCUUCGUCAGCGACCCAAUCGUCGCCAGGAAGGCAGUGUCAGAAUCGUGCUCAUGCGUGAGGCCGCACCUUCGAACCGCCCUGGCUCACAGCCUGACGGCCGCGAAACACAGGCGGUCCACGUCGUCGUGCCACGUGGGUUUCGACGCACGUCGCACGUCGGCGCCGCUCUCGAAUGCGCACGACCCAAGGAGGGAGUCGCUGGGCAUCCCCGACUUCAGGCGGGAAUCUCUCGGAGUCACCGACUCGAGGCGGGAAUCCCUCUGCAUGCCGGACUCGAGGAGGGAAUCUCUCGGAAUCCCGGAUUCGAGGAGGGACUCUUUAGACGAGGUCUUUCUCUGUCCCGGAACCGGAGGCUCCAGUAAGUCCACGUCAGGUUACGAGAGCGCGGACACAUCCUCCGACGUCGUGACGAUCGCUCCGAUGCCAGAAAAAGGCGCGACGUCACCGCUCGACGGUGGUACGUCGGUGCCUCCUCUACCUCCGCCGCAGUUCCGUGACAACCCCAAGGACAGUGCUGUCGGAAAUCUUGGUGGUCGCCCUUGUUCAACGUCGUCUUGUAAAGAAAAACAGCGUAGCAACUCUUCCUGUUCUCGGGAGAAAACCGGGAACGGUGCUGCACCAUCUGCGGAAAAGCAAGCCGAACCUGCGAAUCCGCCCAUGAUGGCAUGCGAAGGUACAGCGUUCUUCCCAAAGCCACCGGCUGAGUUUGCGAGCGACCAGACUCCGAGCUCGGCUCCCGUGCCUCCCGAAAACGGUGACGACGAAGAGCAGCCCGCGGAGGAUCCCAGUAUGAUUCAAAACGGCGUCGAGAAAGAAGUGUGCCCUUCCGAUGAGGAGGCGAGGCGGCGGUACGAAGAGUGCCGGUCGUACCUCGAAACCAAGUGUACUCUUAUAGAAAUGCUGACCGACCCGAAGGACGAAUAUCACGCGGCUCUGGGCAGUGUUGUGGAGGCAUCGCAGGAAUUCUGGCAGCAGAUGGAGGCCGAGAAGGAUGAAAAUGCUAACGACGAAGCUGAGGAUGUGGUGUCCGUGCGCAGGGCAUCUGCAGUCAACGCCGACAUCGUCAGCUUUGUGAAGGCAAAAGAGGAAUUCCGUGCACACCUAAACAUGCCUUGGCUCUGGUACAGUGAUUUCCCGGUUCUGGCGUCGUCGGUGCCCUACUUCCAGUGUGAUAACGACCUGCGAGCGUUCAGCCCCGAAGGACUUCAUCUUGUGAUAUGUGUGCAUGGCCUGGAUGGAAACAGUGCCGAUUUGAGACUAGUCCGCACGUACCUUGAGUUGGGUCUACCCAUGGUCAACUUUGAGUUCCUCAUGUCUGAAAGGAAUCAGGGUGAAACUUUCGAGGACUUUGAAACCAUGACGGACCGUCUCGUUUCUGAGAUUAGCUACCACAUUGAAGUGUUCGCUCUGAAGCCAGCCAAAAUCAGUUUCAUCGGCCAUUCGUUAGGAAACAUCAUCAUCCGCAGCGCGCUUACCAGACCCGAAAUGAAGCCUUACCUGAACCAGCUGUGCACGUUUCUCUCGCUGUCAGGCCCUCACCUGGGCACGCUCUUCAACAACAGCGGCCUCGUCAACAUGGGAAUGUGGUUUAUGCAGAAGUGGAAGAAGUCUGGUUCCUUGCUACAGCUGGCAAUGAAGGACACAGCCGACAUUCGGCAGUCGUUUCUCUACAAACUCAGCCAGAAGCCUGGAUUGGAAUUUUUCAAGCAUGUGUUGCUCUUUGGGUCCAUGCAAGACCGUUACGUGCCCAUCCACUCGGCAAGGAUUGAGCUCUGCAAGGCAGCAGUCAAGGAUACGACACCAAUAGGCGCCGCGUACCGGGAGAUGGUGAGCCACCUUCUUCGGCCACUGGCCAGCAAACCGGACAUCAGCCUGGUGCGCUACGACGUGCACCACGCGCUGCCCAGCUCGGCCAACUCGCUCAUCGGCCGCGCCGCCCACAUCGCCGUGCUCGACUCGGAACUCUUCAUCGAGAAGUUCAUGGUGGUCACGGGUUUGAAAUACUUCACGUGAGACAUGCCCUCCCCCUCCCUCCUCGUUUUUUUAUAUCCGAGACCCGCGUGUGUCUGCCAUCGAGAUUAUUUUCCUGAACUGUGCCUACACUCCGUUUCGUACAUCAGGUGCAACGCCGUGGAAGCUAUGCAACACGUUCGGUCAGGAAAAUGUGUAAGUCUGCGCGUCUCGCACUUCGAUUUCGCUGUCGUAAGCGUGGCCUCCAAGAUUGGCUCCGGCUGUGCACUACCGGAGCUAAUCACGGAGGCCAUGAUACAAAACAAAGGAGCGACUAAGCGAUCCGGAAUAACCCAUUGAUAGCCGUGUAAAUAACAGGGUUUGUUUAUUUCUAAGGCACAAAGCAUCUUUAUUUAUUACUUAGCCUAAAAACAAAAAAGAAAAAAAUCACAUUACAGGUGGUAAAAUCAUUGAACUAUUUCUUGGUGCGACUCACGAGCUUCCAUGGCUUUGCACGUGACACAUGAAACCGAGCGUAGUAGUCCUCACCAUGAUUCGUGCCUACGGCCCUUUGCCGUGCAGAGGUUGUUUAUGUUGUGUUGCUGUGAAAGGAAGCUUCGCUGAUGGGCCAGCAUAAUCUGCCAACUCCCAAGUUAUUUCCUAUAAAAGGUAAUUGAAGUUGCGAAGCUGAUUUGAAAAAUAACGAGUUUUUACAGAUUUUCGAGGGAGACACAAGCCAAUACAUCGCAGAAUCCUUCUUUAUUUACUUUCUUUAUAUUGCAUUGCCGUUCUUAUCUUCUUCAAUAACGCAGGUGACACUCUAAAACAAUACUAAUUAUGCAUUUUAUGCCAUGUGUAACGGAAAUAUUGAGUAAUACACUAGCGGAGACUUUUUGUAAAAGUGUGUCAAAUGCUGCAAUAAUGUUCUUCUCUUCACUUGUGACAACAAUACAAACAUGAACUUUAAAUGAUGUGAAAGCCAUAUUCUAAGGUUAGUGCCUAAAUUACUGCGUAGCACCAUUCUUGUUACUGUUAUGGUGGUUUCCAUGAGACCCUUGGUGAGAAUAAUUUGGUCAGUCUUUUGAUACGCACGUUGAAAGCAUCCUCAGAUAAUGCUAAUUAAAUUUGUCAUAUUAAUGACAUGUGCCAUGUGUGAAAGCAUGCUGUGUUGACUAUCGCCACAUCUAAGUUCCUGUAGCACUUUCAUUUGGUCUAAGCAGUGAUGUUUUGUACAUUUUUGCAAUUAUUAGCUCGAAUCACGCGAAGAAGAUCUUCGAGUUGCGGAUUUCUGUACAGUGCUCAUGAAAUGAACCACGUUGAUUUAUGGCAAGUAAUGCACAUAGUACUUUCGAUUUCACUGUCUUCAGUUUGCGUCACAUCACCGCAGCAUCGCCUCGUACACAUCACCUUCAGUGGCCAGAUCUGUUGCAACGUGACGUGCUUAUCUUGAGUUAUUGCUUGUACCAGCUGCUAUACUAACAUUUAGAUGUCGCGUUUCAUUCCGUGAGCUCUGUAAAUGUCCGCUUCAAAAUAUUUUUUCAAAAGAAUGGAAAAUGUAGUCCACUCUGUGCCAUAGGCAUUUCAGGAUGUCUUGCCGUUUCAGCAAGCUCACAUGGACGUGAAUCACUCGUUAAGCUAGGAACUCAAGGUCACACCGCUGGCCAUAUGCACUCGCAAAUUUUUUGUGGCACGCUCAUUGAAUGUUUUGUACGCAUGGCUGAACUCGUUUCAGUUAGCCACAUUACAUUUCGUGUUGCUGUUUAUUGUAAGAUAAAAGCCGGCGUUCAGCAAUGGUUGGCGAGCUUUUAGAUUUUCGCAAUAGGGGGUGCAUGUGUAAUAAUACCAAUCACAUGUGGCGGAUACGCCAUGUCAUUUAUUCCUGCACUGAUUUCAGGCCAAAUUGUUGGCAAAAUCUUACCUGCACAAAAAAUGAGCAAACGCAAUUGGUCGGAAUUUCUGUGAAAUUUUUAUUAAUUUAUUUAUUUAUUGAUACUGUCAACCCAACAGUGGAAUAUUACAGGAGGGGGAUUAAUACAGUGAAAAACAUGUGUCACAAUUUCUUGAUGAGAUGUAAAAAUAAAAGCACUACAUGUGGUAUAGGGCAAACAGCGUGCAAUAUUCAGAAAGUGCCGAAUUCAAUAUUAAGAAUAUUCAAAUUGCACAAGCACUUGCAUGGAUGAGCACUGACUUACAUCUACGUUGUCGAAUAUACCAGGGGUCUCAAACACGCGGCCCGCAGACAUUUCUCUAGCGGCCUGCAGCUUCACAAGGCAUAAAAUGUUUCGGACUUUGCUAAACGAUACUUGCAUUAACCCCCCCUUGCUUCAACUUUCUUCAGUGUUCCGAUCCUUGUGGGACUAAAUUUCGUGACUGCGGCCCGCUAGCUGAAGCGAGUUUGAGACCCCUGCGAUCUACACACAUGCAAUCAACAGAUAACAGGUGUCAAGUCAAACAAAGCAUAGGUACUCUUAUUUUUUCUUCAGUUUCUUUCUUGAAAAUCACCUACAAAUGCUUGUUUCACCGUAGCAUCCAGCAGUCCAUUCUUCUCAUUGGUAACUUUUGGAGAAAAAAAAACUAAAUUGAAAACAUUUGGUAGAGACUGAAAGAGGAGGAAUGUACAGAGUCCGUCAAAAGCCCUCAGGCCAAUAUCCCAUGUAGACUGAAACCUCGAUAUAACGAACACGGAUAUAACAAAAUAUCGGUUAUAAGGAAGUAAAUGAGGGAUAGUCUUGCAAUGCAUACAGUGUUAGGAAUAUACGUUUAUAACGAAUUUUCGGAUAUAACGAAGUUACUUUCAUGUAAGAUGUAACUUCGUUAUAAUGAGAUUUGAGUGUAUUCCUAUGGCAUCAUGGCCUGGGAACUUUUGACGGACCCUGUACUUGCUGUGUCUGUGCCUAAAUUUCUAAUGUGUGGAACAGUGGUGGCUAGGCGGAGCUUAUGCUCGCUCUUAGGUUGUAACCGACGAAUAAGAUGCAACAGCGCAUUGUGAAAAGACAGAGUAUCACUUGUCUCUGUUAUAUCCUUUUUGUCUUGUCUUUUUUUUGACGCUACGACGUUGCAGCUAGCAAUAGCGUGAAGCCCAGUCAAUGCGAGCAAUCUGAAACGAUCUCGCAAGUUUUGUUUUCCAUAAAUAACCGUGAAUACUUAUUGCGGGUUCUCAUAACUGACAUUUUCCUUAGCAGGUCACUUGAAAGAAGGCAUUCACCCCUGAAGAUGUAAAUGAUUGUAUGUAGAUUUGUCCAUGUUAACGGUUUUGUUACCGUUUCUUAACUUCCUGUAAAUUGUGAGUGCGUAGAUUCUUUUAAAGCUUGUUUUCAAUAUGCUAAUUUGUUUAGAAAGUAUUCAAUACUUUUGGUUUUUAGCAUAGCCUUUAUUGCCAUGCCACUGUACUUUAUUUGGAGAGGUAUAAUUAUUUUUAGUUAUUUUGUUGGCAGUGUUGAUUGUUAGCCAAAGAUGACGUUCAGUUUUUUUUUUUGAGAUAGUGCAGAAAUUUAUUGGUGCAUGCUUAUUUUUAAUAUGUUGCUUUAAUGAAUAUGAAGAGCGUAUGAGUGAAUAAUCUCAUGUUAAGUUUUUCAGGAGACGACUACCUCUGGAAAUCAUUCUUUUAGUUGUUUGCUUUUUAUGCUGUUUUGUAAUUUCGCCGUUAUCGCAUUUUGGUUCCAGCGUUUUGAAUCAGUAACAUUGUAGUCGUUAAGGCAUAUGUAUAUUACUUGCCGUGACAAAUCUGUAUUGGCGCUAUUGUUCGAUGGACUGUUAUUUCUUGCACUUGUUUCUACAUUCUACGAUUAGUGAUCACACCAUGACGUACUGAUUGAGAGCGAGCUUAUCGUAGUAGUCUUUUUCCUUUUGCUUCUGAAAAGAUGGCUAUCAUCUAGAGUAUUGCUUCGGAGCUGUUUCAGAACAUUUAUGGUGUGGAGCUUGAAACGAUACUGAUUUGCUGAUGUUGACACUGUAUGUCGGACGGGUAGCAUUGCAGUGCAGAUUUUAGUUCCUACGUAUGUAUGCUAAGUUCACAGCUCAUGAAGGAGAGUUUACGUGUAUAUUUAGCACAAUGUUUUGUUUUAUAACUGUCUGACAAAAAUGUGUGAUGUUUUGUGCAAACUCAAGAAAGAAUCUUCAGUGUUAAGCCAUGCAUUUUAUGAAAUAUGCGCGUUUCAUGAAACGCACUCUUGUAAAAUUAGCGCAACUCAUCACAUUUUCUGUACAACCGGUAAUAAUUUCAUUUCAUUUAAUGUACAUUCACUCAUUGUACUUGAGCUGAUGUUAGUGUAAUAUGCUUUUUUAAUGAAUCGCUAUUCCAUUGUUCGUGUAUAAAACCCAGCAACAGACGUCGAAAACUCUCAAGGAUGUUCACGCUGUUUGCCACUUUUAUGUUGGACAGUGUACAGGAUGGCCAUUAUUGUUACUGGCCAAGUCGUAUACAUUUCUUGUUUGCGAGUGAAAUAUUUUUUGUUUUUUCAUUCCAUGAGACUUCACUUAGCGUGCCAUUACACAAUAAUGUUAACUAUCUUUCUUUCGAAGUUGCCAAAUAUAUUUAUUCUGGUUGCCUACUGUUAUGUCUCGUUUUUUUGUUGUGUGCUAAUUCUUUUUCCGUGUGUAAAUAUAUACUAUUUUCACAAAAGCCAUGAUUUUAAAAGUUCAUUCAGUGCGUUUGCUGUAAUUUGAAGGUUGCUGUUUGCCAAAAAUGGAGGUUUCAGCGCAGUAGUUUUAUGUAGUCACGAGCCAGUACACUCGUGUGCAAACUGCAGUCAACAGUUUGGUCAUUGUUGGCAUGUUUAAAUCUACAUUCUGGUAAGUUGCAUGGAAGAUGCAUGAAAUUUCGUUAGCAGGCUCUCCUGCACAACCAACUUGCCCAAAUCCAUCUGGUAGCGAUGUUAAACAUAGAACAUGAGUUUGAAAAGUUUUUUUACGGUGUGGUGAAUGAACACGAGUCAUCGGAAAUGAUGUCAUACGUGGACGUAUAAUGUCAUAAACUAACAUAUGAUGUUGUGCACUGUUGUAUAUGACAUCAUACGUUGAUGUCAUACAUUGAUGCCGCACAUUGGCUGGUUAGUAUCAUUGUGACUAUAGCUUAAUAUCUGCCAGCUCGGUUAGUGAAGACGCACACCAGUCUUGUGGAGAAGCGCAUUUUUUAGUCUAGCGUGUCGUCUAUUCCCUAAAAGCCAGAACAAUUUGGGAAGUUUUGUUUCAUAUCCCACAUAAUUAAUGUGCUUAUAUUUAGAAAAUGAAAAUUUUGCCCUUACAUUCAUUUUUAUGCAUUUAAGAAACAGAAAUGCUUCUGUUAGGCAGUAGUUGCCCUAAUUAGAGGAAAUUUGUUGCGUUUUAAGUACAUAAUGUGAAAUUCCAAUGUCUGUUCCACCUUCUUCUAAAAUGAAGACUGACAAACCGUGAAAUUUAAAGACAAAAGCAUCAGGUCUGUAUUUCUAUCUCCCUGACAUAAAGACACUGCAAUUCUUUAAAGCUUAACAGAAUAUACAUACUACAUAAUGUUGGCUAUAGAAAAUGCUGGUCUUUUCUGUGAGUUAUCUUUCUUAAAAAGGUGGUGCCAUCAAAUUUCGAGGCUAUAACAAGCCUGUUGUGGGUUUCCUCUGUAUGCAAGGACAUUCCACACGAAGGGUCGGACACAGCAAACGUUUAGAAUAUAUUUUAAUUCCCUUCCGAAGUGUACCUAAAUGCUCAUUCUCCCGAUCGAAACCCAUCGCUAGCGCGCCAACACUGACGUAGAUCUGUAGGAAGGGCAACGAAAGUUGUAGUGACGUCACACCAAAUCUGCCGUAGCAACGUGAGUGACCUCCGGACCUCCGCCACUUCCGCAACGUACGUACCGGCUGUAGUGAACUAGAAUAUAUUCUAGUUCACUAUAGUACCGGCAAAGCAUCGGUUGCUACAUCACUCGCCGAGUUUCGAUCGCUUCCUGGCUAUGUGCGUCACAGCCUUGUGUGGUCACGUGACUACGCCUCCUACACUUCUACGUCACUGCCCUACCUCGGCGCCCAGAAACCGAAACCGAAAGUUGUCCAAAUCAAAAGGCGAUAUUAAAUUAUUUAGCGAGAAUACAUGAACCUUGGUGCGUGCAUCAUGCUUCCUGGAGCUAUAGGAAACGCUCACAGCAAAGAACGCGCAAGCCACAAAUUUGGUGGCACCACCCCCUUAAGAACACAAGCAAAUGAAGUACCAACUUUCAGAAGCGCUAAAGUUAAUUGUAGUAAAUAUUUCUGCUUUAAACAUAGUCUUCACUGCUGACUUAGUUGCGAACAUUUUUUUUUUUCACGUUCAUUACUUUCUUCUAUAACGUGAAUAUCUAAACCCUAAUCUGCUUUCAACAAUGGCUAUAGACUUUGUUUAAUGAAAAAAAAAAUGAUUUAGUUUAGUUUAGCAAUUGCUUAACAUGAAAAUGUGUUUACAUAUAUUUGAACAAGUCAGGCUACCCUGAAGUGAAGUUCUGAUUAGACGAACAGAUCCCUUAGAGGCAAUUUGUCUCGCGGGAAACGAACCCCAAUUUAAUGUGACGAUCCAGUUCGCUGUCAAGCAAUUAGUCAUCGUGGAUAUUACCAUUUUCACCUAAUCUUUCAUGUCAACCACCCUUGCCAUCUCUAUCGCCGUUAUCCUUCACUUAAUCAGCCACAUACUUACAUGCCCAAAUGGUAAACCUGGUUGUGAAAACUCCCUUACCUACUGGGUAGCAGUACUAGUUUUGACAGUACAAGCUUAUCUACAUCCAAUAUGUAAACCGUGGCUUUUGCUUUAUCAUGGAAAAAAAAAACUAGUUUAUGUGCAGGUCGUUGCCUCCAUCAUUUAAGGUCAUUGUACAGCUGAGACUUCUCCUCUCCACCUUCAGUACAAUACGCAGGGGAGUGAUACCGUGGCCACUUACAUGCUUCAAAUCCAUAAUGCCACCUGUCUCGUGGAUAGUACAGGGUGGUACAAUAUAAAUGAGAACACCAUAUUGACAUUCAAGCGACUGCUGCUUAAGGAGUAUGAUUCGAGGUAUCGCAUGCCUACGCUCGCUGUAUGGCUCUCUUUGUCUAAGAAACCAGCUUUUUAAGGGCCAGGAGUAUGGGCGUUUUCGAUGUAAGCCGGGUGUUCUAGUUCACAUUGUUCAACACUGCACCUACACGAAGCUAGUCAGAAGUACCCCCAUUUCAUGUCAUGCCUACAGUUCUGUGCGUCAAGGGAAACUGUGCACGCCGCAAGGGCUUCAGGCAGUAACAACAUUCACUCGAGGCUCAUGCAACGUUUACAGCUAGGGCUGGGCAUCGAUUACAAUUUAGAACAUGGCUAAUUACCAGUGUUAAUUAAUGUGGCAAUUUACAAAACAGUAUAUCGCAGCCCCAGGCAGUUGAGGCAUACUUAUUGCAUGAGAGACCAUUAGACAAAUAAAUGGCCAUUACCUGGGCAGUCAAAAUUCAAUUUUUAUAAUCUAACACUCCAUUGCAUGAGGUAGCUAUGGUCUUUAAAAAAUAAGCCUAAAUAGGUGUCGUUAUAAUGGGCAUGUGUCUUUUUUUGAAUUGCAUUCAAACUUAGCCAGUUUGGUUUGGCCACAUUAAAUUUGAAUAUCUCAUUGAGCAUUGUAGACGCCCUACAAGUAAGUGCCGUAUGGAAGCACAAAAGAGUGGGUGGGGUUCAGGGUAUUGUCUGUGUGGGGAAUGUAGUGUUUAGGAUACAGCCAUCGCUGCUAUGCUAACGCUUGAGGAUUGCACUCUUUUGCAUUAUAUUAGGUUGCCUACGAUUGUAGACAACUUGCCUGAGGCCUCCUGCUUAUUGAGGCAUUGAUGAAAUUAACGAGGAAGUUGACUUGUCAGUUGCCCAGCCCUAACUGCAACACGGCUCUUGGUGUAAUGUAGCGAAACGCACAGCGGACCUUCAUUCCAUUUCCGAGAUGCUGUUCAGUAAUUGUCUCAUUACCACACCAUACAACAAUGUAAGCUACAAAGCCAGUGGUCGAACGGUGGCAAUACGGUAGUGUCGGGACACCUCACAUCUUUGUAACCGCGAGGGAGUCUGAGGCUCGAGAUGGGACUUUUUUGUACUCCGGAAGUUUUUUGAGCUCCGGAUUGGUUGUGUACCACAUGUUGGUCAGACACCACUCCGCCGUAUACCGCACGCUUUGCGUGUGUAGAAUACACACUUAAAGCCAAGAUUUCACGUGCCAUUUUUGCUCGUUCCUCGUUUCAUUUUGGCUGGCCUCACCUACCAAAGUGUUCAGCGAACAAUCUUUGAGAAAUCGUGGCUCGCUUUUUUUCCAUUGUCACCGUGGAUCGUCACCUAGUCAUGUACAGGAGUGCGGCUUUGCUACUCGUCGUUAGAGGCGUGCCACUGGCUUGUACGAGUGUGCUCAGUGGAGGGAUGCAUUAUGUGUGUGUGCGCGUGUGACGCGUAUUGUGUACAUGGGUGUCUUCAUGAAAAUUCAAUGUGUGUGAUCACUGUAUGCACUUGUUGCGCUUCAUUAAACGGAUGUUUAAUGCCGCCCUGCGCGGGA
This is a messenger RNA of Rhipicephalus sanguineus (brown dog tick), 12859 nucleotides long. RefSeq names its product protein FAM135A. The transcript is spliced from 22 exons. Lineage: Eukaryota; Metazoa; Arthropoda; Arachnida; Ixodida; Ixodidae. Bases 394 to 4443 code for a protein of 1349 amino acids. The record is from RefSeq and is a predicted model, not a curated record.